AUGGCGGCCGCCUCGGAGGAGGCCAUCAAGCAGUUCUCCGUGCUCAUGGAGCAGCUUGAGGAGCCGCUCAAGACCACAUUCCAGAAUGUGCACCAAGGAUAUCCACGAGGGACUCUGCUGCGUUUUCUCAAGGCCAGAGAAUGGAACGUUCCUAAAGCAUAUAAAAUGCUAAUGGAUUGCUUGAAUUGGAGGCUUCAGAAUGAGAUUGACAGCGUUCUAGCCAAACCAAUAUUGCCCGCUGAUUUGUAUAGAUCUAUUCGUGAUACACUACUUGUUGGAUUAACAGGAUAUUCCAAGCAGGGUCAACCUGUCUAUGCAUUCGGUGUUGGGCUCAGUACCUUUGACAGAGCAUCGGUGAACUACUAUUUGCAGUCUCACAUACAGAUGAAUGAGUAUCGAGAUCGUGUUGUCCUGCCAGGUGCAUCUGAGAUGUCCGGAAAACAGAUUAACACCUGCUUGAAAGUUAUGGAUAUGACUGGCCUGAAGCUUUCUGCUUUGAACCAAAUAAAGAUGUUGAGCACGAUAACAGCUGUUGAUGACCUUAAUUAUCCUGAGAAAACCGAGACGUAUUACAUCGUGAACGCUCCAUAUGUUUUUUCGGCAUGUUGGAAGGUUGUGAAGCCUCUUUUACAAGAGCGAACUAAAAAGAAGAUCAAAGUCUUGUAUGGCCCUGGAAGAGAUGAAUUACUGAAGGUUAUGGACUACGCGUCACUCCCGCACUUCUGCAAGAGGGAAGGGUCCGGUUCAGGCUCGUCGUCGGAUGAAGUCGACUGCUACUCGUACGACCAUCCAUUCCACCAGGAGCUGUACAACUAUGUGAAGCAGCAAGCUCUGAGGAACCAGGACAGCGUCGGCCCCGCGAAGCAAGGGUCGAUGCAUGUGAGGGUGCCGACGCCGGACCUGGAAGAGGCCAAGAUCAUGGAGACGAUCCAGUCGGAGCUCCACAGCCUCAAGGGAGGCGACGGCAUUUCCCGCUCCUUCAGCAGGAUCACCAUCGAAGGACCAUGA
Molecule: messenger RNA, 1008 nt
Organism: Triticum turgidum subsp. durum (durum wheat)
Lineage: Eukaryota; Viridiplantae; Streptophyta; Magnoliopsida; Poales; Poaceae
Source: the annotation of a GenBank genome assembly